CGACGCCGUCGCUUUGCAAGCCGCGUGAGUCCCGAGUCGCGUAGUGCCCAGCGCAGCUCAGCGCGUCGCGUCAGUCUUCGGCCCGGCGUCCUUCCCGCUCCACUAAGCCUUGCUCGCCGCGCCGCUCCUCGCCAUGGACCGCACCAUCAUGUUCCUGCUGCAGGCCCUCUGCGCCGUGGCACUGCUCUCAGGUUCCGAGGCCAUCCGUUGCUACACCUGCAGCUCCGACCACGACCCCCGCUGCGCUGAUCCCAUGGAGAAGACGAUGCUGCCCACCGAGUGCACCGUCGAGCAGGUGAAGCGCGCCGCGCGCCAGAUGGCCAACGUGCUGGGCGCCUCGGCUGGCCUGGGCGUGGACGCGUUCGGCGAGCGGUACGCGCAGUACGGCGGCGGCCAGUCCACCAUGGGCUGCCAGAAGAUCGACGUGUUCGUGACCAACGCGCUGUCGCGGCGACAGAACACCACGAUCCGCGGCUGCGUGCUGAUGCCCGAGAACCCCGAGGAGCACUGCCGCCGCGUCAGCCAGGCCAUGCAGUCCGAGCUGGUGCAGAACACCUUCUGCGGGGCCUGCACGGCGGAGGGAUGCAACGGCGCCACGGGGCUGUCCGUCACCCUGUUCGCCCUGGUGCCCGUCGCCCUCACUGUCCUGCUCGCCGGCCGCCAGUAGGCCAGCCACCAGCCACUCCACCGCGAGGCGCUGAGGCCAGCCCGCCGUAGUCCGCCGGCCGGCCAGACGGCCAAACCCGAUAGCCAGCCCGUCAAUCCGUGGCCGCCGGACCUUGUCCAACUACCAUGGCGGUGUGCGCCUUGUUCUUCUAGCGCGCCGCAUCCCAGCUCCGUCUCCUCUUCGCGCUGAUCAUAAAAACACGAUGCAGAACAGUCGCGAACGUGCAGAGCUCUCGCGACGCCCAGGCCGCGCCGCUGCAGCGUGGGGCGAGGCGGGGUGAGGUGGGGCGGGGUGCGGUGAGGCGGGGCACUGCUCGACCGGUGCAGCGGGGGCCUUCACCCUCUCCUCUCGCGCCGAGCAGGCCGAGCAGGCCGAGCAAGGCGCCACCCACUUAACGGCCUCCGGAUAAAUGGAAACACGGUGGGCGGGCAUCGGGCCGCUAUACCGUUCCUCAUUCAAACCAAUGUGUGAUAGCUUUCGGUGUCGUACGGCACCAGGACCUCUGUCUGCCCGAUCGGUGACGGUACCCCCUGGGUAGGACUAACGAAUGACCAAUUCAUUUUGGUCAAUAUACAAAGAGAAGGCUGCAUCCCGGGCGAGCGCCUGCGAAGUCAAGCGUAGGCAUGCCUGCAGGACACCCGUGUUGAGCGGGCUAGCCUACCCCACGGAUGUCAGGCGCUUUCGCUAUGUUUCCCAAAACGACAUCCUCCUCUUUCUUUCUGUUCUGCCUGGGAUUACCUUAGGUCCUCAGUGUAGAUAGACGUCCUGGUAUUGUGUCACUCUACAUUGCUUGUCCCAACGAAUGUACAAUCUUCACGAAAUAUUUGAUCGCUUUCAAUCAGCGCAAGGCAUUAUUCUCGAACCCAUCCAGAGCCACAACUAGUAAUGAUAAAUCAAUGUUUUAACUAAUGCCCGUGAGUGUCGUCGUUGCCUGUGAUAAAGCUUGCAUUUCAUUGGGUGACUUUUGAAAGUAUGUGUAGAGAUCGUGUAAUCCACUCUUGCUAGUCAGAUUGGGACACAAAAUUUUUAAAUAUUAAAAUGAAUACAAAAGUUACAGCUGCACAUUCUAGAAGUUGAAUCUGCACACCGUUUCUUCUUGAAUUCCGUCCAAUAACCAUAAUCAGAUCAAAUUUCUAUGUCUAUACUUCCCCGAUUUUACUCGCAUUUUGGAAAUGGGGUCCCAGAAACUACAGAAGUAAUAAAUCAGAACUUGAAUCAAUUUUUUUGUUGUUGUUUAGGAUUUAGUAGAAAACUAGGCCAUUGAACCAAUUAAUUUAUGCAUUUUGUAUGAAAUGCCAACUUUCUCGUCUUUUAGUUUUUGUAUCGUAGGGUUAUUUAUGUUCUUCUACAUUUGUAAUUUGUUUAGAAACCACGGUCAUUGCUUUAAUAGCAAAAAUGUUUGUGUGAAUUUUUGUACUCGUCUACUGUGUUUGCUGUUCUCAAAAGUACAAGGCAUCAUCUUAGAAAUAAAGUAAAAAUGAAAACCCAGA
This is a messenger RNA of Thrips palmi, 2157 nucleotides long. RefSeq lists its product as uncharacterized. Gene Ontology annotation, biological process: regulation of synaptic transmission, cholinergic; positive regulation of voltage-gated potassium channel activity; sleep. The record is from RefSeq and is a predicted model, not a curated record. The transcript has 3 exons. NCBI's taxonomy places the organism in Eukaryota, Metazoa, Arthropoda, Insecta, Thysanoptera, Thripidae. Bases 134 to 667 code for a protein of 177 amino acids.